UUACGCUCGGUUAUUAAAGAGACAUCAUUAAUUUGUUGGAAAGUAUGUCGGAAUGGGGUCUAUUCAAUCUUCAUAUGAGUAAUAAGGGCCACAUAGUAUAAUAGGAGUUCAAAAUUUUGGAACCGAGGGGCUGUGUGAUUGAAAGUGUCUGGUAUUGUCAAGUGUAGAUAUUUGCCUCUGCUGUUCCACGAAAUAAUUUUUCAAGUUUUUUAAUAAUUCCGAAAAAUGACAAGUCCUUUGAAAAGAAUACGAUGACGCUGCUGGCUCGAUAUAUCAUUUGGCUGACAUGAAUCAGUUCUAAUUCGUAAACCUGACGAAAACGUUGAUGUUUUUCAACAUUCUAUCCAAAUAUGUAAGAUGGAUUUUGAUGGGCAAAUAAUGAAGGAAGUAGCCUAUUUUCGUUAUUGUUGGAUAUAUGGACCAUAAUGACCAAGUUUACAAGAUGAAAACAAUAUCCGUGAAUCUGUGCUUAUAAGUGAAGCAAAUAACUCGAUAUACAUAAAUUAUAAAUGGUGAUCUACAAAUUCAGAUUUGAAGUAUACAAACAGUGAUAUUUUAAAGAGGAAGAUAGAUGUUUGAUGAUCAAUUGAAUGUCAGCAUCGUUUCAGUAAAGUGAAGAAAUAAAACGUAGAUCAACCUGAAGCAAUUGUUAGUAUCGACAAUGGCCAAACAGACCACCAAAACAAAGAAGAUAUGCCACACAGUAACACAAAGCAACAUUCUUUGUGGAACCUGUCAAAACUCGACUCUCUCUCGCACGAAAAAACGUCAAAUAAUGUCGCAAUAGAAAAUGAUGUGGUAUAUGACAUAAAAACUGGAAAAACAUACCCUCUCGUAAUGGCACUACCAUCUGGAUGUACUGAUAUUGACAAUACAGAACUUUAUGAUGAUUUUGAUCCAGACAACGCUCUUAUUUUCAAAAAGUCACCUACAUCAGAACAAGCUUCACAUGAAUUACAGAAUCAUGCGAGAGUCAAAAGAAAACAUAAUGAUAUCAAUGAAUCAAAUGAUAAAAUAAAUUCGAAAAAGAACAAUCAGACUGCUACUCAUUACAGAGUUAAUUAUAGUUCAGAUGAAUUAUGUGAAGAUGAAGCCAAAUUUCUAGAGUCAGCGAUCGUUGAAGAGUAUUGUGAAAAUAUGAAAAGAUUUAAACUAGACACAAACCAAACAGCUGCAUGGAGACUUGGACCAGCAAAAUAUUGGUUUGAUCUUCUUGGAGUACCUGAAUCAGGAGAUGGUUUUGAUUAUGGGUUUGAAUUAGCAGACAUAAUAGAUGAGAAUGAAUACUCAUUCGAUGAAGUAGAUGAGGAUGCUUUUCUUAUGGUUUCUCAAAUGCAUUGGGAAGAUAACAUUAUUUGGGAUAUUGAUGAUGUAGCUCAAAAGCAACAAGAGAUAACCAACUGUAAGGACUGGGCACCUAUGUUAACAAAAAAUAAUUCAGCGUUUUACCAAGGAAAAUCAGAAACCAUUGAAACCCAAAAUCAUAGCAUUUUAUACUCAAAUUUUCCAGUGGAAAACGAAGAGCUAGUGUAUGGUUUAUGGGAAAGUGAGAUUAUUUGGGAUGCCAAAGCCAUGAGAAAAAUACUACAGCCUAAGAUAUUAGAAUUUGAUCCCAGCGAUGAGAACAUAAUCUUUGCUAUUCCAGAAGAUUCUGAUCCAACUUCAUUAUCUGAGAAUGUUGAAGCUCAAUCAAAAGUAAAAAGUAUUUAUGUCCACACAGAGAAUAUUAAAUCAAUAUUAAGUCAAACUGGUGUAAUUGGUCCUUCAGAAGAAGAGGAUACUCUAACAGAAAAACAACUUAACCUGGAUCCUUUCAACAUUUCAAAUGAUAUAUACUACAUGCCGAAAUUAACGGAUAAAACUUCGAAACUAGAAGCAAAUUGUCAGAAACACAUACCACACAGUAUUCCUGUUCUACAGUUGCAAGCUUCCCUCAUACCCACCUACAUGGGACCAAAGCGUCUUCGAACUUUUCACAGGUCUCCACUCAAACGUUAUGCCUGUGGUCGUUUAACUCAAUCUGAAUCACACGCAGUUAUACCUUUGACUAAGUAUAUCAGUAAGAAGGAAAAACUAAGACAAGAAGCUCUAAAAACUGGCGAGCUAUUUUUCAUGCGCUCUUUUGCAGAUCUCUCAGGCAGAGACGGUAACCUUGUAUUGGUAGAAUUCUCCGAGGAACAUCCUCCACUAAUGAAUUUUAUUGGCAUGUGCUCUAAAAUCAUGAACUACUACCAAGGCAAGCCUGGCAAAGAUAAUGGUCCACCAAAGUAUAAAUAUGGUGAGACGGCAUAUCCUCAGAAUGGUUUGUUCUUAGGUAAUUUGGCACCCGGACAAAGUUUGCAAGCACUUGAAAAUAAUAUGUACCGGACGCCUAUUUAUGAGCACAAAGUUAAUGAAACAGAUUUUCUGGUGAUUAGGACACGUAAUCAUUACUAUAUCAGGUUGAUCGACGCUCUAUACGUUGCCGGACAACAGUGUCCUCUUUUAGAGGUACCUGCUCCUAACUCAAAAAAAAUUGCUGAUUUUAUGAAAAAUUUUCUGCAAGUCUUUGUGUACAAAACUUUUUCUAAGUCGAAGAGUGAUCCGCCUAAAAUGCAUAGAGACGUUCUCAAAAAAGCUUUUCCCACUCUCAAAAUGCCUUUUAUUAAAAAACACUUGAGUUCUUUUGCUGAUUAUAAUUAUAAUAAGGGAGGACCAGACUGUUUUCAUUGGGUGCUUAAAUCAACCUUUCGUUUGCCUUUGGAAGAUGAAAUCCGUUCUUUGGUGUCUCCUGAACAAUGCUGUGCAUAUUUUAGUAUGGUAGCUGCACAGCAAAGGUUGAAAGAUAUUGGCUAUGGUGACAAAUCUGCGUUUGUCUUACAAGACAAGGAUAUGAAUGACGAAGAGAUACAGAAUAAACUAGACGAUGAAGUAAAAGCUGCCCCAUGGAAUACUACUCGGGCUUAUAUUGAUGCUAUGAAUGGCAAAUGUUACCUUCAGUUAGUUGGACCGGUUGAUCCAACUGGUUGCGGAGAGGGUUUCUCGUAUGUCAGGGUGCCUAAGUCUGUGUUCAAACAGGACGAACAGGAAUUGAAAUCAAAAAAAAUUACCGGCACUGAAGCCGACUUACGCUCUUUAUCUGCAAAAGGAGCUGAAACAAUACUCCGUAGUUAUGGUGUACGAGCAGAAGACCUCAAGAAACUCACAAGAUGGGAAUUAAUUGAUGCAGUGCGUACGUUAUCAACCAUUCGAGAAGAUCGCGGCGAGGAAGGUUUCGCAAAGUUUUCACGUAGCAAGCGUUUCUCGAUGGCUGGAUGUCAGCAAAGAUAUAAAGAAGAAUGCCAACGUAUCUUCGAUUUGCAGAAUCUCAAGUUGUCAUCUAGCGAAGUGUUAAGCAGCGACGAUGACACUGAAUAUUUGAGCGAAGAUCUCGAAGAAGUCGAAAAGAUGGCUGAGAAUAUUGAGAUCUUGCUAGCAAAUCAGGGCAAGAGUGAUUCACUUCUUGAAUUUGAAAGAGAAGAGCGAGAGAGGGAGGAACUGCUGAAAAUGUUGGCAGAUGAUGAAUCAGUGAAACAGAAACCUAUAGAGUCGAAAAAAAAUGAAGCAUAUGAUCUAAAUUUCAACCCCCAUUCGCCACGAUCAUUAAAGAUUCAUCGUACUUUUCGGAACACCGAUGGCUCCGAAUAUAUACGUACUGAAAUUAUUCACAACUCAGCAGUAGUCGAUGCAUACCUUCAAAUUCGUAGCACCAAGGAUGCCGCAUUCAUUAAACAGUACGCUUAUGAAGACGAAGAAUUAGAGCUCGAGAAGAGGAAAAUCAAGACCCAGUUGAAGUAUAUUAAAAACAGAGAAAUGCGCAAAGAAAAACUUCAGAAUCAAAUAAAUGUUCAAACAGCUCAUUCACACAGUAUAGAUUCCAUUUCCAAUGAUGUUAUGGACCAGUUGGAUGUUAACAAACGGAAGUUGGUUAAGGUUGAUGGGACUAAACUUAAAUUUUCAAUGAAGCUUAUCAAGGAAAUCGAGAAUAUGAACCCUUGUAUGUUAGUGCAGAAUACAUCAAAGAAAAAAUUAUCGCAAAAAAAGCACAAGAGUUCGUCCGAUAAUAUACAAACUGUUAACAAUAAGCAUCGUCAGAUACUUGCAGGUACGAAUCGUCAGUGUACCGACCCUGUUAUUAUGCUGUCAACGAUUUUCGAAGAGAUUAUCACUGUAAUACGUGGAUAUAAAGAAUUUCAGCCAUUUUUUUUUCCUGUCAAUACGAAGUCUUUAUCUGAUUAUCGUCGCAUCAUCAGUAAACCAAUGGACCUUCAAAAGAUCAAUGAUAACAUUCGACAGAGGAAGUACCAAAGUCGUGUGGAGUUUCUUAGUGACAUUGUCCAAAUCAAAGAGAACUGUGUUCGGUACAACGGACCUAUAAAUCCUUUGACUGAUUCGGCCCAAAGAAUGCUUAACAUAUGCGUAGAACUUAUGUCUAAAAAAGAAGAUAAGAUCAUAAAACUCGAAAAUGCUAUCAAACCAUUGCUGGACAAUAAUGAUCAAGAAGCGUUUUCUGACAUCGUGAGUGGAAUUAUCAAGGAAAUUAAGGCUAUGCCACAAGCUGUACCCUUUUUAAAGCCUGUCAACAAGAAUCUCGUCGGCUCUAAGGAUUAUUAUCAUAUCGUGAAAAAUCCAAUGGAUCUGGACACUAUAUCGAAAAAAAUUGCCAUGCACAAAUAUCGAAGGCGCGCAGAAAUCUUGAAAGAUUUUCAGUUGAUUUACGACAAUUGUGUAUUGUAUAAUGGUCAAAACUCACUGAUGAAAACUAAAGCAGAAAUAUUACUGAAGACAAUUGAAAACCAUUUUGAGAAUUUAUCGCAUCAAAUACUGCACCUUGAAAGUAGUAUUGCAUCUGUACAAGAAAAAGCCAUGAGGCAGGCUAACAUUGAUACUUCAUGGCAAUAUGAAGAUGAUCGCGUUGAUAUUGGAUCUAAAUUUGGCCUUAACAAUCCAAUAGAUCUCUCUGAAAAUGAAUUUGAAGAAUUACCUAUGGAUACUCACUGCAUUAAGCAUAAUACAAAUUCACUGUAUCUCUCUGAAGAUGAUUCUGAUGACUCGAGCACAAAUAUAAAUUAUAUUCAAAGAAAUGAUCAAUCAACUGGGUCACCUACAAUUUACAAAAGCAGUAUACUUGAAGAAGAUUUGCAGUUUUCAAGCGACGACGAUGUUUAGAUAGAGUAUUUUUUAUUGGGAUCUUAUUUGAAAUCAAUGUUACGAAAUCGAUAGAAAUAAGAAGAAAAUAAUUUACAUGUAUGUUUGACAUUUGUAUGUAUUUAUACGGUGAGUUUUUUUUAAAGUUUUUGUAUGUAAAGUAUAUGUAUAGACUUGUUUUCUGUUUUUUUUGUCAUAAUUUUCUUUUUGUA
Phymastichus coffea is the source of this 5378-nucleotide messenger RNA. Its product is annotated as transcription initiation factor TFIID subunit 1-like. Gene Ontology annotation, cellular component: transcription factor TFIID complex. The coding region runs from base 694 to 5187 and encodes 1497 amino acids. Gene Ontology annotation, molecular function: RNA polymerase II general transcription initiation factor binding; RNA polymerase II general transcription initiation factor activity; histone acetyltransferase activity. The record is from RefSeq and is a predicted model, not a curated record. The transcript is spliced from 19 exons. Gene Ontology annotation, biological process: transcription by RNA polymerase II; RNA polymerase II preinitiation complex assembly. NCBI's taxonomy places the organism in Eukaryota, Metazoa, Arthropoda, Insecta, Hymenoptera, Eulophidae.